Labrus bergylta (ballan wrasse) is the source of this 982-nucleotide messenger RNA. The record is from RefSeq and is a predicted model, not a curated record. Lineage: Eukaryota; Metazoa; Chordata; Actinopteri; Labriformes; Labridae.
UUGGAAGUUACUAAAUGACCAUGAACACUGAUUGAAAUGGCGUCAGUGACGGUACGGGGCUCGGCUCUCUGCACCGCGUCUCUGCUAAACUUUGCAUUUGUUUUCAUUUCCGGUGCAGACUUUGUUCGGUUCAUUUCUUUUCGAGCAAUUUACCACAACAUUACCGGGGAGACGACCCUGUGCCAAGACUCUGUACCUUGGUCAGAGGCCCUGCAGGACAGCUCUGUGCUCUGGUCUCUUGUUGUGGAUUUGGGGCUGCUGGCUCUCUUCACCACACAGCACAGUCUGCUGGCCUGGUCUCCUGUCAAACAGGCCCUGCAGUCAGUGCUGGGAGCCCUAAACAGGACGGCAUACUGCUUCACCACUGCACUGACCCUCCAGAUUUUAAUGCGUUACUGGCAGCCUGUGACCAGCGCCCCCUGUCUUUGGUCGGUACGUCAUGCACCCUGGAAUAUCUGGUUUCCUCUGCUCUGCUUCACUCUGCACUUCCUCUGCUGGACAAUCAUCUGCAGCAUCCUCAUGAUCUUUGAUUGCCCAGAACUGCUGGGCGUCAAGCAGGUGUAUUAUGAGUGUCUCGGUUUAGGCGACCCCUUGUCUCAAAAGUCACCGGGUGCUCAGCGCUUCUUGUCUCACCUCCGUCACCCUGUGUGUCUUGAGCUGGGCGUGGUGCUGUGGCUCUUGCCCUGUUUGUCCCUGGAUAGACUCCUGCUGGCGGGGACUCUGUCAACCUACCUGGCUUUCGCACACUCCCUGGACACACAGGAUUUAGCGUACAUGUGUGCUCACUUCAACAGUAAGAUGCAGAUCUUAACUGAGCCGCAGCGGGGCAGCGCUGACACCUCAGAGCGGGACAACGGCAACCACACGGAGAAGUGAAAGUCCUGUCACUGCUGUGAUGAGAAGCUGAAUGCUGUCUAACUAUUGACCUGAAAUGUUGAGUCUGGUAAUCUGCUGUGCUGAAUAAGAACAACAAACAACAAAC